This is a messenger RNA of Symbiodinium sp. CCMP2456, 468 nucleotides long. NCBI's taxonomy places the organism in Eukaryota, Dinophyceae, Suessiales, Symbiodiniaceae. The record is from the annotation of a GenBank genome assembly.
GUCAUCGCACAAGUGAGAGAGAGCUGCGCCGACAUGCACAACCUGUUGAAGACAAGUUGGAAGCAGGCGCAGGAGCGAAACAUGCAACCGACAUCUGCUCCUCCUCCGGAGGAGACCGAUCCGGACCUCCCAAGCAUUGACUUCGACUCGGACGAAGACUUUGACGAGCCCACGAUGACGGAGGGCAAGGAGGGCAAGGAUGACAAGAAGACGCCCAAGAAGGGCGACGAUACACCAAAGACCACCGUCACCAACAACCUUCCCACCAGCUUCCAAGACAUGUUUCAAAUCAAUGCCGCCGUGAUGGGAUUCAGCCGCAGCUCAAACACGUGGAUGCCGGUGGUUCUCGAGGCCAUCGAGCGCAUCGUCUUGCACGUCAGUAGUGCGAGCCGCAUACGCGAAGAAGUGGACAUCUUGGCCCUGCGGUUGCAGAACUAUGUUCCUGGCCUCACGCUCUCAGAAUUCAAG